This is a messenger RNA of Clupea harengus (Atlantic herring), 2971 nucleotides long. RefSeq names its product ATPase H+ transporting V0 subunit b (gene atp6v0b). The record is from RefSeq and is a predicted model, not a curated record. Gene Ontology annotation, molecular function: proton-transporting ATPase activity, rotational mechanism. Lineage: Eukaryota; Metazoa; Chordata; Actinopteri; Clupeiformes; Clupeidae. Gene Ontology annotation, biological process: proton transmembrane transport. Gene Ontology annotation, cellular component: proton-transporting V-type ATPase, V0 domain.
AAAGUACAUCACAUGAUCAGCUGAUGACUUCCCCUCUCUUGAUGGGUAUAGGAUUUUCAUCCUUCGCUUUCCCUAUUCACAAGACUGAAGGAUCGAUAUCCUUCUAGCCUUCUAAACUAGGAUUUAUAAAACAAAUAGAUUAUACUUCAGAAUUUGUGUUUCACAUAUUUGACAACAAAACUGGCGCUUUUGUUUGACUGCAUUAUGAACGGACACGCCAUUCUCUACACCGGGGUCACUUUGGCCUUCUGGAGUACAAUUCUCAUCGUCGGAAUAUGCUACACAAUAUUUGACCUGGGAUUUCGCUUUGAUGUUGCAUGGUUUUUGACAGAGACAUCUCCUUUUAUGUGGGCAAGCCUUGGGAUUGGCCUAGCCAUUUCCCUCUCUGUCGUCGGGGCAGCCUGGGGCAUUUACAUCACUGGAUCCAGCAUCAUUGGGGGUGGUGUCAAAGCCCCCAGAAUUAAAACCAAGAAUCUUGUCAGCAUCAUUUUCUGUGAAGCUGUUGCUAUCUAUGGAAUUAUUAUGGCUAUUGUCAUUAGCAACAUGGCAGAGAACUUCAGUGGCACCACACCAGAAACCAUUGGAGCAAGGAACUACCAAGCAGGUUACUCCAUGUUUGGUGCUGGUCUUACUGUCGGCUUCUCAAACCUCUUCUGUGGCAUCUGUGUUGGUAUCGUUGGUAGCGGGGCUGCCUUGGCAGAUGCGCAAAAUGCCAGUCUCUUUGUCAAAAUCCUCAUUGUGGAAAUCUUUGGCAGUGCCAUUGGUCUGUUUGGAGUCAUUGUGGCCAUCUUGCAGACAUCAAAAGUAAAAAUGGGAGACUAGAAGAGAGGUCACUAUGAGGUUCCAUGGAGGACGAGCUACAGAGGUGCAAAAGACGGAGUGUGUAAAUAUAGUAAAUUAUUUAAAUGUCAUUUUUCUUCUGUCUGUGAUUUAUUUUUCUUUGUACAUUUUUAACCAUCAUUUGCUGAACAGUGACAUGUUUGUCUCGAAGAAGUGCAAAACCUGUGGGUAAUUUACUGGUCCUAGGGGUGGAAUCCUUUUCCAAAUCUAAAAGAAUGAAAGCGCACAUUAAUUGAUGAAGCAAAUAAAUAGCCAUCUUCCACCUGUAAGAUUAAGACAAGAUAUUAAAUGGGUGAAAAUUGCUAUAUAUUUUUAAUGUGAAGACUACUUAAAUAUUCUGCAUGAUCUUUUAUUUGAAAGUUAAAUGGAAUGUCUCACGAUAAUGUGCUUUUUGAGUCUAUUUGGGUAAGAAUAUAUAUAUAUAUAUAUAUGAUGGUACAUAUGUGAAAAUCUUGUAUAAUUUACUGUAUGUGGUGUUCUGUACUGUAUAUGAAAGUGAGAGGUGCAACAAAGUGGUGAUCCCCAUUGGAUGGUGUAAAAUACAGUAUUCAGUUCCAUUGUAUGCAUAAAUGUGAUAACAAAGUGAAUACUAUUUUCAAAGUCAGUAACCCAGCUACAGUAUUUUUUUUUUUUUCUGGCUCCCUGAGCAACUUCCAUUCUUUCCUAAAUUGUGUAGAGUAAUGUGCACAGGAGUUGUAGAAGACUGCAGUUUUUUUUGAGACAAAUGCAAUUUCAAAUAACCUGCUUGAAAGAGGCUUUUUCUCUGAAUGUUUGUAAGGUCAGUCUUCUGUGUCUGUCUGUGAAGUCCCCAUUUCGAGUGGCACUCUUCAGUUACUGGUUGGUUAAAAACUAAAGGAUAUUGUAAUCUAUCGUGUGGGUGUACAUACACGUAAUGUGUGUGUGUGUGUGUGUGUAUGUGUGUAUAUAUACACACACACACACAAAAAGGGCAGGUGUUUAUUUCUAAAGCAUGGUAGUGUCCACCAUUCCAGUUCUGUUUUAUUUUUAACCCUUUCGUCCCCACAGUGUAUUAUGGGCACACAAUCGACUUCAUAUUCUUAAUUCCUUAUGUAAAAUAAACACAAAACCAUAUCCCAGGUCAAUCUGUAUUCUAUGGUUGAGUUCAAGUUGGUUCUGCUACUGCACGACCACACGCCCCUCUCCCCUGGCCCGUUUGCCAUCUAUCUUUCUUUGUGGCACUUACAAAGCUUCCAUGGUCUUUGUUGGAUCUUCACCCUUGUCAGGGACACUAGUCAUACAUGUCAACUUAUACAGAUUGCCUGUAAAUUAUACAGCUUUCCCCCCAUGCAACUUUCUUAUGGAUGUAUACCUGAAAUCAUAUGGAUUUUAACGCCCCACUUCCGGACCUCACAGAUUUUCUAUGGACUUUCCAGAUUGUUCCAGAGGGUUUUACAGUUGGGCGACCGAAGGGGUUGACAUGUACAUGUACUGUGGUUCACAGCUUGACUUAGGAAUCACCGGUCCCAUUUUUUUUUACAGACACUUAGAAGAGUAGUACAGUCGACCAGUUUGCCUUCUGUUUGGUUUUUGUAUUUUCUGUGUCUGUGAGUGUGUGAAAAAUGUUUGAAUUUUUUUUUUUGUCACCGUUUUCAGUAAUAAGUUGACAGACAUAGAAGAGAAAUUUGCUCUCCUUGUGGAUAUGUACCAACGAUAUCUUUGCCCUCUCAAAUAUACAUGGCUGGAAGAAGCUCAGUUGCGUGUUGACCUUUUUUUUUGUUGUUGUCUCCUUAUUUUAGCCCCAAGAGUUCUGGUUUUUUUUUUCUUACACAUUCCAUUACCGUCCUCAUAGCAAAAGUCAACGCUGCUCUACAUGCCUGUGGAGGCGGUCAGAACACAGGCUUCCUUCUGGAGGAGGGGAUUGUGCUUAUGGCCGUGCAAUCUUUCCGAGCCUCUUAAUUGAUUAUCCUAAUUGUGUGAAGGAUCUCCAAGACCAUCAUCGGUAGUCUUAGUUAGAUGCUCUCCAGGAACUGAAGAUAGGCCUCCCACCCUUUUUUUAAAUGUGGCUGUUUGCUCUGUGGUUGUGGUGAUCCCAUUGUUUUGAUGUGUAAAAGUGAAUCCUCUUGGUUCCCUAACUGUCCUUGAACAAAAUUAAAAAAACUGGUGAAAUCAA